AUGCUUUUAUCCGACUUUAACGACGAUUGGUAUGUCGUGCGCGAAAGGCCAACACCGGACAACGGUGGGAAGCCCGCGGGACCGUUUCGCCUGCCUCGCGACGAGAUGAUCGGCGAGACGAGGAGCCCGAAGGUGCCCGCCGCUCACAAUAACGGAUACUAUCCAGGAGGGACCUAUCGGUACACCAAGACCUUCGACGCUCUCAGCUCUUGGAAGGGACGACAGGUCAUCGUUCAAUUCGAGAGCAUCUAUCACCGUAGCAAGGUCUUUUUGAACGGUGCGCUCAUCGGAGGCAGGCCAUCGGGCUACAUUACCGUUCACGUCGACCUUGCUCCUUAUCUUAAAUACGACCAGGAGAAUAUCAUGGAGGUAGUCGCCGACAACUUCGCUCAGCCCAAUUCUCGCUGGUACACCGGUAGCGGAAUUUAUCGACCCGUUCACCUGCUCAUCGGCGGGUCCAUUUCGAUCAAACCGUUCGGUCUUCAAAUACACACCAAAUCCCUGAACGGGUCGAACGCUCUGAUCGGUAUGACAAUCAAGACUAAAUCGUUGUCCGCCGAACCGGUCGAUGCGAUCGUGGAGGUCGAGUUCCACCUCGUCCAAGGGGAUGUCGCCGGCCCUUUGGCCAGCUCGACUACGUUUCGAGCCAGACUUGGCAGUGAAGCGAAGAUCGAUCAGAACUUUGAGAUCGACAACGUCGCUCCCUGGUCUUGCAAUUCGCCCUCGCUCUACCAAGUCACAGUCCGGCUCAAGACCCUUCAGGGAGAGCUUCUGGAUACGGCCGUCGACAGGAUCGGUAUCCGCACUGUCGAGUUGACGCCGGAACGCGGGCUCUGCAUCAAUGGCGAAAGGGUUUUGCUCAGAGGCGCCUGCGUACAUCACGACAACGGGAUACUUGGAGCUGUGACAUUACCCGAGGCAGAGGAUCGUCGGGUACAAAUCCUCCAGGAGGCAGGUUUCAAUGCUAUCCGAAGCGCUCACAACUCUGUCAGCAUCGCUACGCUCAACGCGUGCGACAAAUACGGGAUGCUGAUGAUGGACGAGCACACUGAUGUCUGGUUCGUGAGCAAGGGUGCUUACGAUUACCACCUCGAGUUUGAAGAAUGGUGGGAGCGAGACCUGGAAGCCAUGGUAGACAAGGAUUAUAAUCACCCGUCCGUCAUCAUGUACUCGAUCGGUAACGAGAUCAUGGACUCGGCUACCCCUUGGGGAAUCAAGCAUGCCAAGAUCAUGGCGGAUGCGUGCAAAGCUCUCGACCCUUAUCGGUACACUACGAUGGGCAUCAAUGGGAUCCUGAACAUGAUGUUCCCCGCCGAUAAGAAGAAGCCGAUCAACGAUAUCUCAAUCUUGGACAAUGUCAGCGACAAGAUUCCAGGAGCGAUGAUGAUCAAGUUUCUCAACUUGGUUGUGGGCGCGCUGACGGGGCUGAUGGCGCAUCUUUCAACAUUCAAUGCCGUCGACCGCAAGACCAAAGACGUCUUCGAGACGCUCGACGUCGCGGGCUACAACUACCUGGUCGAGCGAUAUGAGAUGGAUAUGAAAAGGUAUCCCAAGCGGAUGAUCGUCGGAAGCGAGACCGGCGCUAUGGCGGGUGUGACGACCUGGCCCUUGGUCGAGAAAAGUCCCCAACUCCUCGGUGAUUUUGUAUGGACGGGCUGGGAUUACUUGGGAGAAGCCAGUAUCGCUGGGGCGCGGUACGAUCGGUUGCCAUCCAUGGGCCAUCCUUUCCCGGCUCAUACGGCCGGAGAACCCUUCGUCGACAUCACCGGCUAUAUACAGCCUCAGUGUGAGCACAGCAAGACGGCAUGGCACUUACGCAAGGGAAGGCCUUAUUUGGCAGUUCGACCGCUCCCGCUCCCGGACCGUCCUCUUGCUGCUAAUAUCUGGCGACCGACCGAUGCCGUUCGUAGCUGGAGUUGGGACCAUUGCGAGGGGAAGCGCAGCGAGGUCGUCGUCUACUCGGACUCCCACAAGGUCAGCUUGGUUCUGAACGGUAAAGUCAUCGGGACGCAGCCGGCAGGACAGGCGCAUCAACACAUAUGUCGAUUCAAGACUCGAUAUGCUCCCGGAGUUCUUGAAGCCAUCGCCUAUGACGACCAGGGCAGGGAGACGGGAAGGGAUCGGAUGCAGAGUGCGGACACCUCUAGCCUUGCUGUUCGACUAAGCCCGGAAAAGCUCGAGCUGAAGGCCGACGGGGAUGACCUACUCUACAUCCGGGUAGCCUUGGUCGAUACCGCCGGCGAGGUUCGGCCCAUGCAGAAAGCGAACAUCAGCGUGAGCGUAUCGGGACCCGCCACUUUGUUGGGAUUCGGUAACGCAGACCCUUUUAACCCUCGUGGCUACCACGAGGGAACACGAUACUUAUCAGGGUAG
Messenger RNA from Filobasidium floriforme, 2373 nucleotides. RefSeq names its product beta-galactosidase. Gene Ontology annotation, molecular function: hydrolase activity, hydrolyzing O-glycosyl compounds. Bases 1 to 2373 code for a protein of 790 amino acids. The record is from RefSeq and is a predicted model, not a curated record. The transcript has a single exon. Lineage: Eukaryota; Fungi; Basidiomycota; Tremellomycetes; Filobasidiales; Filobasidiaceae. Gene Ontology annotation, biological process: carbohydrate metabolic process.